Molecule: messenger RNA, 489 nt
Organism: Lactuca saligna
Lineage: Eukaryota; Viridiplantae; Streptophyta; Magnoliopsida; Asterales; Asteraceae
Source: the annotation of a GenBank genome assembly
AUUCCAUGCAAAAAUGGCUUCCAAUUCAAAGUUUCUCCUCCUACUUAUCAUCUCUAUCUUCCUCGUUUCUCUGUCUCAGGUUUCUUCUUCUUCUUCAUCCGAGGCUGGGAUAGAGGCCCAAGCCCAUCAACCCCAGGUGGUUAAAGGACCAAACCGCAGGUUUUUGGGGUUUGUAGACUGCGGGAGUCUAUGUGCAGUAAGGUGUGGGAAGCAUUCAAGGCCAAACGUGUGCACAAGGGCAUGUGGCACGUGCUGUCAAAGGUGUAACUGUGUGCCACCUGGCACACAUGGCAACAGAGAACAGUGUGGGAGCUGCUACACUGACAUGCUGACUCAUGGAAAUAGGCCUAAGUGUCCGUAGUGUUUAUGUAUGUGUGGUGCUUUUGAGUUUUGGUCUAAAAAUAUGUGGCCAUAUUGUAAUAUUUAAAAGUUCUCUUCCUAAUCCUAUGUAUGCAUGUAAGAAAAAACCUAAUUAUAAUAAAACAGUUG